GAAUCCUACGGAAGCGACGCAGUAGCUCCGGUGCCUGGCCUGAUCUUUGCUUCCUGGGUGGGCUACGCUGGGGGGAUCGCGAUGGCUGCAGGCUGGGACCCGGCGGCUCUUUCGCUGCUGAUCCUGCAGCUGGCAAUGCGCACCUGCUUGGCAACAGACGCUCCGCGCCAACAGCGGUGGCCGGUGCCUUACAGGCGUUUUGAUUACCGCCCCAAAACAGAUCCUUACUGCCAGGCCCGCUACACUUUCUGCCCAACUGGUUCAUCCAUUCCAGUGAUGAGCGACGAAGAUGUCCUCGAGGUCUAUCGAUUGCAAGCUCCUGUCUGGGAAUUCAAAUACGGAGAUUUCCUGGGUCAUAUGAAAAUCAUGCACGACGCUGUCGGUUUCAAGAGCUCCUUAUCCGGAAAGAACUAUACGAUGGAGUGGUAUGAACUCUUCCAGCUAGGGAACUGUACCUUUCCACACCUACGACCGAAUGUAUCUGCCCCUUUCUGGUGUAACCAAGGGGCUGCCUGCUUUUACGAAGGAAUAGAUGAUGCCCACUGGAAGGAAAAUGGGACGUUGGUUCUGGUGACCACAAUCUCAGGAGCAGUGUUUAACCAAAUGGCAAAAUGGGUGAAGUAUGACAAUGACACUGGCAUUUACUAUGAGACGUGGAUAGUCAAAGACAGUCCAGCUGAGCAUGCCAGAGUGUGGUUCGAGUCCUACGAAUGCUCCAAGUUCGUACUCAGGACUUACCAAAAGCUAGCUGAACUGGGGGCCGUUUUCAAGAAGAUACAAACUAAUUAUACAACCAUUACUCUCUUCAGUGGAGAGCCCAUUUGCUUUGGGAAUGAAACAUCUAUAUUCGGAUCACAAGGAAACAAAACACUGGCUCUAGCCAUUAGAGACUUCUACUCUCCAUUCAAACCUUAUCAGUCAGUUAAAGAUUUCUUUAUAAACCUCUUGAGAAUAUUUGAUGAAGUGAUUCUGAAUCGUCAGUUUUACCUCUUUUAUAAUCUGGAAUAUUGGUUUUUACCCAUGAAAUAUCCUUACAUGAAAAUAGUCUAUGAAGAAAUCCCGUUACCGAAUUCAAAUGCCACGAAGUUUGGCAUAUAGUUUUCCCUUUUAUUAUUUUUAAAAAUCCUCUUUUACGAAGGAUAUCCCAAGGGAUGGCUCAGAACUUUUCCAGGGUGAAGACGACUGCAAGUAGUGGUAGAUAGCUGGAUUUCUACCAGUACUGAAAAUAUCCUCUGCUGAGAUGUAGACAUCUAAUUCAAGCUCACACGGAGUAUGAAAAUGAGAUUUUUGAUGAAGGGCAGUAUAUAAAGAGUAGAAUCUCGAUGUACUAUGCCAAAACAGUGCCAUGUUGUACUUCAGCCUACCUCAACCUGGUACCGUCCAGAUGUGUUGGUUUGCAACCCUUGUCAUCCCCAGCCAGCAUUGCAAUGUGAAUUGGGUAUAAUGAGAGUUGUAGUCCAACAAGAAACGUGCACAGGAUAAGUGAAAUGUCUACAUUGGCUCUUAAGACUGUGGACCAUUGUACUGGCCUUUGAAUAGGUAGUUCAGGGGAUAGAAUGGGAACACUGCAGCUUCUAUAGCACUGCUCAGCACGCAGGACAAUGCUAUGGAAGCUGAACAUAUGUCUUAUCCCUGCUGCCAACCCAGGGGCAAUUAUGUAAACAGUGGGGAUGUGCCACAUCAUUUCCAGAUAAUUGCUACUCACCACGUGUGCUAAAUUACAAGGCUUCAGGAGGCCUGAAUUUUAAAGGUGUUUUUCCUGAUGACUGCCAAUUGAACUAUGCUGUCUCUUGAAUGGUUUUCAAAUUAGAAUCUGUGAAUAAGCCUCUAAAGUGUUAGCUUUUAUGUUGUAAAACUGCUAAUAAAAGUGAAAUUAUAUAUUUGUUAAUAAAAGCAGAAAUCUCA
This is a messenger RNA of Elgaria multicarinata webbii, 1905 nucleotides long. It is a transcript of the gene CLN5, whose product is annotated as CLN5 intracellular trafficking protein. Gene Ontology annotation, cellular component: lysosomal membrane; lysosome. Gene Ontology annotation, biological process: lysosome organization. Bases 82 to 1098 code for a protein of 338 amino acids. Gene Ontology annotation, molecular function: hydrolase activity, acting on glycosyl bonds. NCBI's taxonomy places the organism in Eukaryota, Metazoa, Chordata, Lepidosauria, Squamata, Anguidae. The record is from RefSeq and is a predicted model, not a curated record. The transcript is spliced from 4 exons.